CACGCUGCCUCCUUUGCUUGGCACAAACUUUCCUCCCGGGACGGAACACCCUGUCUCGGGGAGCCCGCGCGGUCUCCUUUGCCAAAUCCCCUUCCAUUAACUGCUGAAAUGGGUUGUGGAUUGAACAAAUUAGAGAAACGCGAUGAAAAACGGCCUGGGAAUAUUUAUUCAACUUUGAAAAGGCCUCAGGUGGAAACCAAGACCGACGUGUCCUAUGAAUACCGCUUCUUGGAGUUCACGACUUUGAGCGCUGCGGAGCUCCCAAGAUCCUCUGCGGUGAGGCUGGCGUCCCUGCGGGACCUUCCUGCCCAGCUCCUGGAGCUCUACCAGCAAGGCUUCUGGCUAGCUGCCUUGCAUCCGUUUGUGCAGCCAACCCGUGAGCAGGAGAAGACACCCCUCAAGCACAUCUUCAGGGCCAUCCUGGUCAAGAAAACAGAAAGAUCUCAGAAAACUGACCUCCACAAUGAAGGCUACAUCUUGGAAUUAGAUUGCUGUUCCUCCUUAGACUACUUGACAGACCAGAAAAUCAUCCCAGAGUUCAUCAAGAAGGUCCAAGAUGCCGCAAGUCAGGGCCUGAAAUUCGUUGGCGUUAUACCUCAGUACCAUUCCCCUAUGAGCUCAGCAGGCAGCAGCCCUUGGAUCCCAAUUGCCAACAGCAGCGGGGAUCCAGGAGAUUCGAGAAACGUGCCAGGCCAUGGGGAUCACACCUCAACGAAUAAGGAGAACCCCAGGGCUGCGGAUGUGCACAGCACACAGGCAGGGACCAACAGAAGCCCAGAGCCUGGCCUCGGUCCAAGAGGGCAGGUGCUCAUCGAGGAGGGAGAUGGUGGAGAAUUAUUAUCACAGCGGAUGAGUAAGACACUGGAGGGGCAGGACGGUAUGCCACUGGAAGAGCCACUCUUGGGAAAGAUGGAGAUCUUCACCCUUUUCAACAAACCCAAGAGCCAGCGGAAGUGUCGGCAGUACUAUCCUGUCACCAUUCCUCUCCGGGUCUCCAAGAAUGGUCAGACAGUGAGCAGUUUGGACGCCAACUGGUUGGAGCACAUGAGUGACCACUUCCGGAAGGGAGGCAUGCUGGUGAACGCAGUCUUCUACCUUGGGAUGAUGAAUGAUUCCUUACAUGGUUUGACAGAUGGAGUAUUCAUCUUUGAAGCUGUUUCCACAGAAGAUAGCAAAACCAUACAGGGCUAUGAUGCUAUUGUUGUCGAACAAUGGACAGUUCUGGAAGGUGUUGAGGUGCAGACAGAUUAUGUGCCCCUGCUGAACUCUCUGGCGGCGUAUGGCUGGCAACUCACCUGUGUGCUACCAACUCCUGUCAUCAAGACAACCAGGGAGGGGACUAUAUCCACCAAACAGAUUGUCUUUCUUCAGAGACCAUGUCUACCUCAGAAAAUCAAGAAGAAGGAAUCAAAGUUUCAUUGGCGAUUCUCCAGAGAAGAAAUGCACAACAGGCAGAUGAGGAAAUCCAAAGGUAAACUCAGCGUCAGAGGCAAACGACAGGCAGAAGAGAAUGAGAAGGACUUAGAUGACCAGUUCUUCAAAUCUGGAGUCAUGGGAAACUGUGUGCUGGGUCAACAUCAGGAGGACGGGGUCCAAGGAGAAGACGAAGAGGUGGCCUCCCAGGAGAUGGAAGACAAGUUGUGCCCUGAUGAUGGGAAUGGGUGUAGGGGUGUGGGGGACACCAUGCAGAAUGGCCCUGCUGCCCCAAGCAGGGCCCAGGAGGGCUGCACUGGGCCAUCUGAUCCGGGAGAGCAUGUCAGGGACGGCAGUCCUGAGGACAUCUCUGGAGAACCCGCCACACCAGAAGACAACUGA
Molecule: messenger RNA, 1815 nt
Organism: Chrysochloris asiatica (Cape golden mole)
Lineage: Eukaryota; Metazoa; Chordata; Mammalia; Afrosoricida; Chrysochloridae
Gene: RFTN1
Product: raftlin, lipid raft linker 1
Exons: 11
Coding region: 109-1815 (568 amino acids)
Source: RefSeq, a predicted model, not a curated record